Messenger RNA from Diprion similis, 1082 nucleotides. Its product is annotated as 27 kDa hemolymph protein-like. Lineage: Eukaryota; Metazoa; Arthropoda; Insecta; Hymenoptera; Diprionidae. The record is from RefSeq and is a predicted model, not a curated record. Bases 131 to 952 code for a protein of 273 amino acids. The transcript has 4 exons.
AUUCAAAGUUAGUUGUUGACUACUGUUCGACGAAAGAAGAAAUUGAUCUUGGUUACUGAGAUUCGUAAGGACGUGAGUUGCGGUCUGAAUUCGUGAGGCGAAAGUCAGGAGUCUGAGUUCUCGUGUCAUAAUGAAGAUUCUCUUUGCAUUUGUAGUCGUUCAGCUGAUUGCUGGGAUCUCAUGUUCCGAUUCUACCGAAAAAAAAAUUCCAUCAAAUCCACAGUUAAUUUUGGAACUGUGGAUCACCAUACUGAGAGAGAGUCUUUUUGAUGACUUGGAUAGGGAGGAUGCGACUGUUAAGCAAGCCGUGAUCGACAAGUGCACAAAGAAUGGUGGACCCACGGCGUACGACGAUGCUGAGAAAAGCUUGCAGAGCCUGCGAAAUUCGAUACGUGCUGUGAUCAACGACACUGUGAAUCAGACUCCGACGGUCAAUUUCGAAUCAUGGAACGAGCAGGAACAGAUCCCUAAACUUUGUAACACGGUUAAGACUGUGAUGAACUGGACUAAGCCAGCUCUAGAUUCAGUCAGACCUUGCCUGGACGAAGGGGAACGCGCGACUGGAGACGUCAUGUACAAUAUGAGAAUCGCAGCUGUGGAUUUCGUCUGCGGGAACAACGGAAGUAACCUCCUUUCAUUUUACAGGGCCCAUGGCUUAGAGUGUAGCAUUAGAAAUGCUCGGACAAAAUGUUCCCUGAGAGAGUCGUACCACAAUAAUUCAACCGUCACCACUUACGCCCGGAUCGCUGGAGCGCCAUGGUCUUAUGAACCAUCUUACCCAAGUGUGAACGAUUGCAGGAAAAUUCGGAGAGUCAAAACCUGCGGGGUCGAAAGAUUGAGUGGAUGCGAGCAAUCGGAACCUUCAAAUUUGGUGUAUUCCACAUUUGAUGCUAUCGAAAAAGCAGCAGGCUGUGACAACAUACUCAAAGCGCAGGAACCUUCUGCGGCCUGAAAACAAGAGGACUGCGGAGGCUAGGAGGAAGGUGAGACCUUCACUAUUUCGCAAGGCUUUCGAUGUAGUUUUAGUACAGUAUCCAGGACACGUCGAGUGAUAUUUUUUUAUGAGCUUGGAAUCUCGUGGA